Branchiostoma belcheri (Belcher's lancelet) is the source of this 1310-nucleotide messenger RNA. RefSeq names its product peptidyl-prolyl cis-trans isomerase NIMA-interacting 4-like. The record is from RefSeq and is a predicted model, not a curated record. The transcript is spliced from 4 exons. Bases 92 to 526 code for a protein of 144 amino acids. Gene Ontology annotation, molecular function: DNA binding; peptidyl-prolyl cis-trans isomerase activity. Lineage: Eukaryota; Metazoa; Chordata; Leptocardii; Amphioxiformes; Branchiostomatidae. Gene Ontology annotation, biological process: rRNA processing.
AGAAUAUCCCACAUGUCAUAGGUUACCGUCCCACGUUAGCAGAGUUUCCUUCAGUGUAAAAUCGCGCAAUUUUCUGUGAGAAACCAUCAAAAUGCCUCCUAAAAAAGGCGGGAAAGACGGCGGCAAAGGAGGCGGGAAGGGAGGCGGCGGCGGAGGAAAGGGCGGGAAGGGGAAGGGGGGCGGAGCCGCCGCAGAAGGCGCGAGCGGAGACAGUAAGCAGUCGAAAGGAGGAACCUCCGUGAAGGUGCGGCACAUCCUGUGUGAGAAACAGUCCCGGGCGCUGGAAGCCAUUGAAAAGCUUCAGGCUGGGAUGAAGUUUAACGAGGUGGCAGCUCAGUACAGCGAAGACAAGGCUAAACAGGGGGGUGACCUUGGGUGGAUGACCCGGGGGUCGAUGGUGGGGCCGUUUCAGGACGCGGCCUUUGCCCUUCAACCCAGCACGACCCAGAAACCCGUCUACACCAACCCACCAAUCAGAACCAAGCACGGCUAUCAUGUGAUCAUGAUCGAGGGCAAGAAAAUGUGACGUUGGAAAAUCUCUGGUCUGGGUUAGAAUAUUUUUUUUUGGGGGGGGGGAGUCUGUGUGAUAGCCAUGUAGUAACCAUUGAGUGAAAUAGUUUUUGGGGGAGCCUGUACCAUAUAGUCUGGGUGCCAUCUGAUUUGUAACGGCAACCCCGUAAAAAUUUUCCGGGGUUGCCGUUACAAAUCGGGUGGCGUUCAGGCUAUGUGCCAUAGCCAUGUAGUAAUGUAGUAGCCAAACCACUUCAGUGCUAACUCAAGUUGCACAGACCAAAUAAAAUCACAGUCCGAAAAGUUAGAGGCAAUAUUCUCUAUUGUAGAUUUUCUUCUUACAAUUGUAACAUUGUGCAACAGUCUGUACGAUAGAGAUGUUGUAACUAAACAACUGAAAUGCCAACUUAAGUUGUACAGACCCAAAUAAAAUCAGUCUGAAAAGUUAGGGGUGUAUUUAGUGCAAGAAAAGCUUCAGUCUUUUGUAGCUGAACAUCAUUGUAGCUGGAGUUUUGUAAAUCACCACUAGGAGGCAUUGCAGCACAUUGGCCUUUACCUACCUGAAUAUAUAAUAGUUAUCUGUCUUCACAACCUCCUUGUUUGAACUCAGCAAGUGAUUUAUUAUCUUCUAGUUUAUGUGAAUUAAGAAAAAACUUGAAUAGCUAGGGUGACUGAAAAUUCCUUUGAAGAUGGGACAUCUGUAGGUCUUGACAUGUUAUUAGCUGUCCUAGCUUGCUUGUACAUGUAUCAUUACUUCAACUUCCAGGUAAUAAAUGUUUCUUGGAGAAUAAAUACUGCCU